Messenger RNA from Styela clava, 4604 nucleotides. RefSeq lists its product as uncharacterized. The record is from RefSeq and is a predicted model, not a curated record. Gene Ontology annotation, cellular component: nuclear envelope; meiotic nuclear membrane microtubule tethering complex. NCBI's taxonomy places the organism in Eukaryota, Metazoa, Chordata, Ascidiacea, Stolidobranchia, Styelidae. Gene Ontology annotation, molecular function: protein-membrane adaptor activity.
CCCGUUGUUUUCAACAGGUAAUGUUAUAUAUAAUGUAAUAUUAAUCAUAAGCCCAAAAAUGUCAAGAACUGCACAUCUUGAUUUGACACCAUCAAGGAGAAGUAAGCGUCUUCUGCAGAAUGGAUAUUACUUGCAGCCACCUGGAGACCCGCUUCCUCCGCAAGAAAUGAGCAGUGAAGAAGAAGAUGACAAUGCAUCAAUACAUUCAAAUAAUUCAUCAGUUUAUUCGGAACGACAAGUUCACUACGCAGAAAGUACAACUCCGAUUUUUACCCACAAAAGAAGGAGGCGUAAGGGUUUAGAAAGUCCAAGAAUCGGUAAUUUGCUUGUGCAGAAGAAAUCCCAAUCUCCUCGUAUAAAAAAGAAAUUUCGGAGGGAAGCAACACAUGCAGAGAGUACAUCACGUAGUACCCCCUAUCUUGCAUUAUCUAAGCGAGAUGAUGUUGCAACUACUUCUACUACUACAACGUCUAAUCAUAUUCACGCAGCGACAAGAGAAACAAAAACAAUGAUCCAUUCAGUACAAAGAACUCAAAGAUAUGCUAGUCGUGGAGAAUCAGAUGCUGUUGUUCAGUCAUCUCGAGCGACACAACAAGAAUCUAUAUCUGAUACUGCCGUAAAUAACGAUAUUCUAAAUGAAUUAAUUCGCAAUUCUAUAAUGUCGAGGAAUCAAUCAGAGUACAAUGCGAUUGGCAGUGGUGAUCAGAUGUCAACAGCAAGUUAUAUGCGAAGAAGAGAAGGAAUGACUUCUACUCCGAUUAACAAUGCUAGGAAUGUCAGUGAAAGAGGAGAUGCAUCGUCUAAUAAAAUAAAUGAAAGUCAUAUUUCACAAUAUUCUUCCAUUGAAUCAGAUGCAGAAGAUGAUGGUAUACAGAGAAAGAAAUAUGUUUCUCCAGUUGCAAUCGCUUUGGCAAAAGUUGUCAGUAUGUUGGUACUUGCUACAACAUGGAUUAGUACUUGUAUUGGUCAUAUCUGCAGAACAAUAUACAUGACCUCUUUAUCAAUUGCUUGCUUUGAUGUAUGGUUACUAUCUCGAAGGACCAGCCCUUUAUUAGCAAAAGUUAUCCGUGCAAUUUUAAUAUUGUUGCUCCUUCUCUUACUUUACCUCAUUGCAACAAGAGUACUGGGUGAGGAGACAUUGCUUGUACCCGUGCAGUCUGUUGCUGGAUUGUUUCAAAUUUUGUCACAGAAGAUUAGUGCAGUUUACGUUCUCACUGGAAACAACGAGGGAACUAUUUACCAACCACAAGCAGUCAUAGACAAAGCACCAACAACACAAUCAGAAUCAUAUCCAAGAUCUUAUCCAGAAUUGGAAGAGACACUAAGUAAGAUGGAAAUUCAUUUUGCUGAUAAAUUAGUCCAAGUCAAAGAUGAAGUUAAAAUUAUUCGUCAAGAACAAAUUGAUUUCAACAAGAAACAAAUGGACAAGUUUGAAGCAGCACUGAGUACAUUAGAAGGGAAGUUACAGAGAGAAAUAAAUGAACAACUUAGUCAAUCUAAUACUCAAAUGGCUGAAAAAUUAGUUUUUAUAAAGAAUGAAGUCUCAACACUACGAAUGAAUCAUUCCAGCACUGGAGCAAGCAUGAAAGCUGAAAUAGACCAGCUGCGAGGAUUAUUAUCUGACAAGUCACAAAUGUCAGCAAAAUUGAGCGAAUUCAACACCAGACUUGCAGCUUUUGAUUCUAGACUCAAUAUGCUGAAUAAUUUGCUUGUCAAAUCAGUGAAAGACUUUGAUCAGCAUAUUGGAAAUACUACCUACAUAAAAGAAAUUGCUAAAAUGCAAUUCAUUGAAAGUUUCUUGAAGUUGAUCAAAACUGGAGAGGGAUCUGCUGAUGAUCGAAACAGUCUGCACUUCUUGUUUAUUGCAUGGCUGAAGAAACAAGGUUUUGCUCAAGUUGUUGAAGUAGAACGAGGCAUGAAAACAAUAUCUUCUAAUAAUAACUUCACUAUGGCAAUGUUGGAAAAGAAAUUCUCUCUUCAUCUAGAGAGAAUACGUCAAAAUACAAAACGUCAUUCUUCUACCAUUACUCUUGAGAAGAUUGUUGAAAGACCUAUGCAAUCUUCAGAUGAAUCUGGAAAAAUUGGAUCGGAAACACAAAUUAGGGAAUGGAUACAAAAUGAGCUUGCAAUUUACAGUGCUGACCGUAUAGCCCAGGCAGACCAUGCUCUAGAAACAGCAGGAGGAUUUAUUGUCAGUACAAGGUGUUCAGAAUCAUAUCAGCGUAAAACUGCACUUGUAAGCUUAUUCGGAAUUCCGAUAUAUUACAAUGUAAAUACACCAAGAUCUGUUAUUCAAGCAAGUACACUACCUGGGGAAUGCUGGUCAUUCAAGGGUUCAGAAGGAUAUAUUGUCAUAUCGUUAAGUGGUGCCGUACAACCGACAUCUUUUACUCUUGAACACAUCCCAAGAGAAUUAUCUCCUUAUGGUAAAAUCGACAGUGCACCGAAAGAUUUUCACGUUCUCGGACUGAAAGAUUCGUAUGAUUAUACUGGGGUUGUGCUGGGGAAAUACAGGUAUGAAGAAAAUGGGCCGGUCAUUCAACAAUUUACUGUUACAUCAGAGAAUGCUGAUUAUUUCACCCAUGUUGAAUUACGAGUAACAAGCAAUUGGGGCCAUCCAGAAUAUACAUGUAUAUAUAGAUUCAGAGUCCAUGGAUCUCGUCAGGGUGCUGAGGCAGCUUUACCAUAUUAAUAAACUAAUAGGUCUGGAGUAUUUGAAUAAAUGGAUUCUGUACAUGUUUUGCCUUGUAUUAUAUUUACUGUGUUUUGUUCUACGUACUCUCUAUCCAACACAUGAGACACUAAUAUUAUAUUUUAUUCCAGUAAUUUGAAUUAGAUACUGUAAAUUUUCGUACAAGAUUUUCGAGAGUCUCAAUUUGGGGUAUUUUACAACACUUCCCUGCUAUAAAUUUUCAUGGUACACAUUUUGAUGGGUUCUGCUGUGCAGUAAAAUCACAAUAUCAUCAGUUCUCGGCAAUAAAUGUGAAUUUAUGUAAAACAAUAAUGGUUACCUUAUGUGAAUUUUAAUGAUCGAAUUUUUAUGAAUAACAUCAAAUACUUUUGUCUUGACAUGGGUACAUACAUAUAAAUAUAUAAGCAUAUAGGCAAAGAAUAUCUAUGAAAUAAUUUAUAUUCACCACAAUAAAAAAGUGAGAUGCAAAUGAUAUAUUCAAUGUUGGUUUACAACAUAACUACUUCAGUAAUAAGGUGUUUAUUUGAUAGUGUAAAUUUAUAUCCAAAGUAUUUGAUUUGUCACUAGCUCGAAUAUUUAUUCGAAUAGUACACAAUCCUGCUGGGCAGUGAAAUACCAAAUUUUGUCAAAUAAAUUUAGCGUCCGAUUCAACUCUAAAACUGCAAUUUCAAUUACUAAAUUUUAAAAUCCAUAUUGACACACAAUGUAAUAGUAAUUUCAUCAUUAUAAAUGAAUAACAGAGAGCAGCUUUUUGUAGUCUUUCGUUAGUAUAUUGUACUAAUGUCAACUAAAUAUAGGCCUACUUAGUGGUAUUUUCUUUAUUGUUUUACAAUUUCAAAUUUAUAACAGCAAUGAAAACAUUCAGGGAUGAGCUAAAUAGAAUAGAAUAUUGAUGUUUGUACAUUAUUGCAUAAUGAGAUUUUGAAUAUAAAAUAGUAUGAUUUUUUUUUGCUUCAGUUGAGAUUUUCAUUCUAAUAUUUUCGCUUUUAUUUCUGAGUAGUUGUUGAUAUUCAUUCUAAUACUUUUUGCUUCUAUUUCUGAAGAAGUGUUUUCUGCUUAUACAAGUAGUAACUAUGAAGAGGUUUAAUUGAUCACAUUGAAAUAAUUAACAUCUGAACUUGUUUGUCCGUCCAGUGGUUAUGCAAAACAUUUUUCCAUUCUUAAAUUACUCCUUCUAGACUUUUCCCUCAUACAUUAAAAAUAUAGCAUUUUGGUCGCAAUUUGUAAUCACAGCAAACAAUAGCAGAGGGAUGUAUUUAUACAUCUACUUUGUUUUAAUUCCUAUAAGCACUGCCAUGAUAUUUUUGAAUUAUAUAUUUGGUACAUGUUCAGAUUACUCAUUAUUGAAUGCGCAUUUAAAUGCAAUGUCCCACAAUAUAUCCUAAUGGUCUUCAUCUUCAACUAUUUGAUUUGAGUUCAAUUCUUUAUCCUAAUUUGAUAUAAUCACUUCGAUAAAUUCAUUCCAUUGCAUUCAUUGCCGUGGAAGUCCCAUGUAUUUUAAAAUUUAUAUUUCAGAAAUAUUUCUGUGACAGAAGUACAUAUGAAAUUCAAGCUGUCACAGAUUUUUGUUUUAAUUAUUUUCUGAUAUCAAUCGGUCCUUGAAAUUUGUUGAAUUUUAAUAUAAUCUAUAAUUGCAAAUGGUCAUCUUUAGUACCGGUAUUGUACACGUUUUGCUAUCUGCCUCUAAUAUGCGUUAUACACAUUUCAAAUAAGCCUAGAUUGUUCAUUGAUGAUUUCUGCUAUAGUUUAAAACCAAUAUAUUGCGAUAUCAGUACUCUAAUAAUUUAUCAUUAUAUUAGUACAGACUGUUCCACUGCCAUAUCCUGAUUUUCUCUUUACUUCCAAUUACAACCUUACUAUUUUUAUAUUUUAGUUUGAUUUUUGGUUGUUUCGGUUAUUAUUUCAUUUGGUG